CUCGUACCACACUACUAUGCACGCUCUACUGCGAGCUUGUGAACGAUGCUCUAGCUGAUCUUUCGUACGACGCCAGCCACUCCGGACCGAUGUACAACUUCACCAAUCACAUCAGGGGUCUUUUGAUCGAUGUCAGUGGCUACAAUGACAAGUUAGAUGUGCUGCUGGAAAAGGUCGUGCUGCUGGAAAAGGUCGUGCUCCAAGUACGAGGUCUUGAGGUGUCGGAAGAUCGUUUCAAAAUCAUUCGCGACCGGAUGUUGCGUUGCUUACGCAAUUCCGAGUACGCACAUCCUUUCAACCAGGUUGGCACUUACUCUGAACAGUUUGAGGGCGAGAAGAGUGUAACGAACGACGAACUGCUCCCAGAGCUUGAGAAUGUGACCGCGCAGAAUGUCCAGCAAUUUUUCCCGCAGAUCUUAGCGCAAUGUCAUAUCGAGGUUUUGGCACACGGCAACCUGUACAACGAGGAAGCUUUGAAGAUUAUCGAUCUCGUAGGGCGUGCCAUCAAGCCAAGAAGACUGCCAGCGAACCAGGUACCGACUCGUCGAGGACUCAUCUGGCCAUCUGGCAGUAACUUCAUCAACGAGAAGCAAUUCAAGGACCCUAGAAACAUCAACCACUGCAUUGAGUACAGCUUGUAUACCGGCCACCGCUACGACAGC
Messenger RNA from Alternaria postmessia, 662 nucleotides. RefSeq lists its product as uncharacterized. The annotation marks the transcript as partial. Lineage: Eukaryota; Fungi; Ascomycota; Dothideomycetes; Pleosporales; Pleosporaceae. Gene Ontology annotation, cellular component: mitochondrion; cytosol. Gene Ontology annotation, biological process: peptide catabolic process. The record is from RefSeq and is a predicted model, not a curated record. Gene Ontology annotation, molecular function: metalloendopeptidase activity; metal ion binding. The transcript has a single exon.